CUGCUGCACAUCACCAUGUCCAGUCCAUAGUCCAAACAGAAGCCCCAUUCUUCUUUACAUAGAAAGAUGAUGAUCGGAGAGAGAAACCACCCUUAUCCGACGGUUCAUAUUCCACCAUGGUCGUACGGAGAUAAUCAGACGGAUAACAUGCACCUAACUUUAAGCCCAAGCGGCAAUGCUAAUUCAAGCCCCAGCUUCAGUGCCGCUUCUGGUGAAGACUAUUCCAUGUUUCCCCAAAACGACAACGGUUUGAAGGCGCUCCAGCGUUACCUUCCGUUCAACGACGUCGUUAGUGAUUUUGACUUUGAGUACGGCGAAGGUAGGGAUGUUGACCUUCCGGUAGAUGCAUACUCUUGUGAUCAGUUCCGUAUGUACGAGUUCAAGGUGAGAAAGUGCGCACGUGGGAAGUCACACGAUUGGACGGAGUGUCCGUACGCACAUCCCGGCGAGAAGGCUCGUCGGAGGGACCCACGUAAGUAUAACUAUUCAGGCACUGCAUGCCCUGAGUUCCGUAAAGGAAAUUGUAGGAAAGGCGAUGGCUGUGAGUUCGCUCACGGCGUAUUUGAGUGUUGGCUCCACCCUGCACGCUAUCGUACGCAGCCUUGUAAAGAUGGUCUCAAUUGUAAGAGAAGGGUUUGUUUCUUCGCUCACUCACCGGAACAGAUCCGUGUACUGAGUCCGCGUGCCGAUUCGUAUGUUGGUUCUCCUUCCAUUUCCAGGUACGGUUUUGAGGGGAAAAAUUUGCCUUUUAUAACGUCUCCUGAAUCAGGUUCGCCACCUUGUGAGUCGCCGCCGAUGUCUCCGAUGACUCAGACGACCAACUCAGUGAGCUUGCUGAGUCGAUCUCUAGGGUCUAAUUACUCGAUCAAUGAAAUGGUGGCGUCACUUCGUCAACUGCAGCUGAACAAGGUGAAGUCCAUGCCCUCUUCCUGGAAUUUACAAAUGGGCUCUCCUGUCCUCGGGUCACCCAGGAUACCCGUAAACCGACCCGGUUUUUGUAGCUUGCCGUCAACGCCAACUCGGGCCUUCAACCGACCUGGUGUCUGUUGCUUUGAUCUCUGCGAGGAAGAACUAGUUAUGGAGAGGGUAGAGUCAGGGAGGGAUUUAAGGGCUAAAAUGUUUGAGAAACUGAGUAAAGAGAAUCCAUUAGAUGGGAUGGUAUCCGACCCGGUCCUGUCUGAAGCUCCGAACCCGGAUGUUGGUUGGAUCUCUGAACUGAUUCAGUGAAAUACUUUUAGCAUCUACUUGAAAUAUGGGGCUUUCCUUUUUGUUUCUUUCUGCCAGUCCCCUGCAUGCGAAUACUAAGCAGGGAGAAGGUAAAAGAUCUAUUUUCCAGUAUUACUCCUUAUCAUUUGGAAGCAUCAAAAUUCAGAAGAUAAUUCUAUGUACAUAUAUAAUAGUAGUAAGAUUUUAGUAGUGGAACUGGAGCAAAUCUCUAUUUUUGGUUGUUUUUAAUAUUCUGGAGAUGGAAGAUGGAUUAUUCUGUUUUGUUUUGGCUUUUUGCUCUUUUUUAAGGUUGUCCAUCUUCUGCUCCUAGUGUUAUCUGAUCAAUAAUUAGUAGUAGCAGCAGUAUUUGUAAUAUCGUAAGUCUUCAUUUUGAUUAACGGAUGUUUAUCCUUGUAAAUAUAGAAGGAGCGAUGCUCUUAAUGCUAUUGGAAAUUAAAAAUGUAAUGCAAUUUA
Molecule: messenger RNA, 1680 nt
Organism: Nicotiana attenuata
Lineage: Eukaryota; Viridiplantae; Streptophyta; Magnoliopsida; Solanales; Solanaceae
Product: zinc finger CCCH domain-containing protein 20-like
Exons: 1
Coding region: 67-1227 (386 amino acids)
Molecular function (GO): metal ion binding
Source: RefSeq, a predicted model, not a curated record